Vigna radiata var. radiata (mung bean) is the source of this 3156-nucleotide messenger RNA. RefSeq names its product LRR receptor-like serine/threonine-protein kinase GSO2. The record is from RefSeq and is a predicted model, not a curated record. NCBI's taxonomy places the organism in Eukaryota, Viridiplantae, Streptophyta, Magnoliopsida, Fabales, Fabaceae. The coding region runs from base 1 to 3156 and encodes 1051 amino acids. The transcript has a single exon. Gene Ontology annotation, molecular function: protein binding.
AUGAACAGUUACUUUCUCAAAAUAUCGUUUGCAGUGUUUGUGUGCAUUCUGCAUAACAAACUAUUCGUUCUUGGAUUCAACUCGCGAUCACAGAGUUCACAAGUUAAAUGCAUAGAGAGGGAAAGACAAGCACUCCUCAAUUUCAAACAAGGUGUCCAAGAUUACUAUGGCGUGCUGUCCACGUGGAGGAACGAUGAAAAUGACACAGAUUGUUGCAGAUGGAAAGGUAUUGAAUGCAACAAUGAAACUGGUCACGUAGAAAUGGUUGAUCUUCGUGGUUCAAAAUCGCAUUAUUUGUCAGGUUCAAUCAAUAUCACUUCAUUGGUUGGCUUGCAUAAAUUGGAAUAUUUGGAUCUCAGCUCUAAUUAUCCUUUCUUUGAUGACGGUCAAAUUCCACCCUCCAUAGGCUCCUUUCAAAGCUUAAGAUAUCUCAAUUUGUCAUUUUCAACUUUUUUUGGGACAAUUCCAUAUGAACUGGGAAAUCUCUCAAAAUUAGAGUAUCUAGAUCUUAAAGAAACUUAUAUUCAUGGAGAAAUUCCAUCUCAACUAGGGAAGCUUUCAAGUAUGCGAUAUCUUGAUCUAAGUCUCAAUUUUCGCAUCAAUGGAGAGAUUCCUUCUCAACUUGGAAGUCUGUCACAUUUGAGGUAUCUUUAUCUGUCAGGAAAUUCGCUUUCCGGAGCACUCCCGUUUCAGGUCGGAAAUCUUCCUCUCUUGCAUUCUCUUAGACUUGAUGGAAAUUUUGGUCUUAAAAUAAAAGAUGAAAAUUGGCUAUCUUCUCUCUCUUCGUUAACAACUCUAAGUCUCGAUUGCUUUCCUUAUCUUGGCAUCUCUAAUAUCAGUGAGCAUCUUCCAAACUUAAGAGAGUUAAGUCUAGACUAUUGUGCACUUUCAGAUGCUGAUAUUUCACUUUUGUUUCCUUCUCAUUCCAACAUUUCCACUUCACUUUCCAUCCUUUCUCUCUCUAAUAAUAAGUUGACGUCAUUAACAUUUCAAUUGUUGUCCAACUAUAGUCCUAAUCUCCAAGAGUUGUAUCUUUCUGCUAAUAACAUUGUUUUGUCGUCUCCUAACUAUCUAAACUUUCCUUCUCUUUUGAUACUUGAUCUGUCUUCUAAUAAUCUGACUCAAACAUCAAUAUUUCAAGAACAUCUCAACUUCAGCACCAAACUACAACAGCUUACCCUGUUUGAUUGCGGCCUUACUGAUAAAAGCUUUCUUGUGUCAUCUUCUUACACUAAAAAUUCUCUUUCUCUUGUCACCCUUGUUAUCUCAAACAAUCUGUUGAAGUCACCCGUUGUAUUUCACUGGGUUUGCAACUUUACUGCCAAUCUUCAAAGUCUUUUCCUAGAGAAUAACUUGUUAGAAGGUCCCAUUCCAGAUGGAUUCGGAAAAGUUAUGAACUCUCUCAAAUUACUUAAACUUAAUUAUAACAAACUAAGAGGCGAGAUUCCAGCUUCCCUUGGGUAUGUUUAUCAGUUGCAGUCUCUUCAUCUUGAGGAGAAUUACUUGGAAGGUGAUAUCAAUGAACUGCACCUCACAAAUUUAUCCCAAUUGAUACAGCUAGAUUUAUCAGACAACUCAUUGUCUCUGAAUUUUGCUACCACUUGGACUCCACCCUUCCAAUUACGUAAAUUGGGCCUAGCUUCUUGCAAGUUGGGUCCUAACUUCCCAAGUUGGCUCCAGACUCAAAGUCAGCUAGAAUUUCUGGAUAUUUCUGAUGCAGGAAUUGAUGACUUUGUACCAAAUUGGUUUUGGAACAACUUACAGUUUAUAAGUGAAAUGAAUAUGUCUUCCAACGGUCUCAAAGGUGUGAUACCGAAUUUAACGAUGAAGUCUGUUCUCUAUGGUUCCCAUGUAAUAAUUCUAAAUUCAAAUAAACUUGAAGGUGUAAUUCCUAUAUUUUUGUCACACGCUCGCAUAUUGGAUCUGUCACGCAAUAAUUUUUCAGAUUUAAAUACAUUAUUGUGUGGAAAUAGAGUGACAAAAAAUAUGUAUACUUUGGAUCUGUCAAAUAAUCAAAUAGGAGGACAACUACCUGAGUGUUGGGAACAUCUAAGUUCACUAGAAUUUCUUGAUCUAAGAAAUAAUAAAUUAUCUGGAAAGAUUCCACAGUCCAUGAGUACUCUUGUUAACUUGCAGGCUCUGGUCCUACGAAACAACAAUCUUAAUGGAGAACUGCCACUCACAUUGAAGAAAUGUUCAAACUUAGCUUUCUUAGACGUGAGUAAGAAUUUGUUGUCUGGUCCAAUACCUUCUUGGAUAGGGGAAAAUAUGCAACAAUUGAAAAUCUUGAGCUUGCGAGUAAAUAACUUCUUUGGAAGUGUUCCUAAGAAUCUUUGUUAUUUGAGUCAAAUUCAUGUCUUGGACCUCUCAAAGAAUAACUUGUCAGGUGAAAUACCAACGUGUUUAAGAAAUUUUACCACGUUGUCAAUUCCAAGGGAAAUUGUAAGGAUACGAAAAAUUUCAUCUCAGGUAACUUAUUACGACUUAUAUGACUCUUACUUAUUAUUGGCGUGGAAAGGUCAGGAUCAUGAGUUUUGGAAUCCAAAGAAUCUUCUUAGGAGCAUUGACCUCUCGAGUAACAGUUUAACAGGUGAAGUACCCACAGAGAUUGGAUAUUUACUUGGAUUGGUUUCUCUGAAUUUAUCAAGAAACAACUUUUAUGGAGAGAUUCCUUCUGAAAUUGGGAAUUUAAGUUCGCUGGAAUUCCUAGACUUAUCAAGAAAUAAUUUCUCUGGCAAUAUUCCUUCUACUCUUCCCAACAUAGACAGUCUUGGAGUGUUAGACCUAUCAAACAACAAUUUCAGUGGAAGAAUCCCAUGGGGAAGACAUUUUGAGACCUUUGAUGCCUCUUGUUUUGAAGGAAAUAUUAAUCUUUGUGGAGAGCAACUCAACAAAAGUUGUCCAAGAGAAGAGAUAAUAGAAGAAACUCCACAACCAGCAAUCGAUGGAGAAGAAGAGAAUUCAAAUUUCUACGGAGCAUUAUACAUGAGCUUGGGGCUAGGUUUCUUUGUAGGCUUUUGGGGCUCAAUAGGAUCAAUGCUACUUUGGCAACCAUGGAGAAUUGCUUACAUGAGAUUCUUAAACAGACUGAUAGACUAUGUACUUGUAAUGACUGAAUUGAACGUGACCAAGUGUCAUAGGUGGCUCAAAGGAUAG